CAGAGGCAGCCGCGGCUUCCGGCCGGCGAGGCAGGCCGCGGGGCGGGGGAGCCCAGCCCAGCCCAGCCCGGGAGAGCGGGGGGCGCUGCCGGACCCCUGGUGGGGAUGCUGCCCCGCAGGCCCAGCGAUGCUGCCCUGAGGGAGAAGAUCAAGGAGGCCACCCGCAGGGACAUCUUGGCUGUGGAUCUGAAGUGCAGCCUCUUUGUCUCUGCUUUACAGAGCUACAAGCGUGAUUCCGUCCUGAGACCCUUUCCAGGCCUCUAUGCCAAUGAGGAGAGCAAAGAUUUUGAUGCAUUGCUUGCAGAUACAAAUGCUUUGCCAAGCUUAAAAGAACUUCCAGAGUCUAUUUCAGACACAGAUAAAAGGACAUGGGAUCUGUUUAGCUGGAUUUUAUCAUCUAAAUUCUUAACUAUACAAAGUACUAAGAAAAAGGAGUAUGAGAAGAUCCAAGAGUUGACAGGAAUGUCAAGUGAUGCCGUUCCUACUCCUGACUUCCUAUUUGAAAUAGUGUAUUGUGAUCAGAUGAAUGCCAAAUUUGAUGAAACCAGGGGAGAAAGGAACCUUAUUUAUGCAUUCCAUGGGAGUCGCCUUGAGAACUUCCAUUCCAUACUGCACAAUGGUUUACAUUGCCAUUUAAAUAGGACAUCCUUGUUUGGUGAAGGUACCUACCUUACCAGUGAUCUAAGCCUUGCUCUACUUUAUAGCCCUCACGGUCUUGGGUGGCAACACAGUGUUUUGAGCCCUAUCCUUAGUUGUGUAGCUGUUUGUGAGAUUAUCGAUCAUCCAGAUGUAAAAUGCCAGGUGAAGAAGAAAGAUUCAGAAGGAAUAGACAGGAAAAGAGCAAGAGUAAAAAACAGCGAAGGGGGCGAUGUUCCACAGAAAUACUUUGUUGUCACAAACAAUCAGCUUUUACGAGUUAAAUACUUAUUAGUAUAUUCACAGAAACAACACAGGAGGCCUUCUAGUCAGUCAUCUUGGUUUUCCAAUCAUCGUUUUGCUAUAAUGAUGAUGAUGUAUCUACUACUGCUAAUUGUUAUAGGUGCCAGCAACUCACCGGCCUUCCUCUACUACUGGAAUAGAAUGUUUGACUCAGAAGGAUGAGCAAGCUGGUUUAUAUGCUGUUAUGUUCACCAUGUGCCUUAAUGAUAGGAGAUCUACAACCUACUGCAUCUGUACCAGCUCUCUGGAAAUGGGGUCUCGAGCAUUUGGUUAUAUUCCAGUUGCAUUACCUUCAUGGCCCCCUUUCCAUUUUUUCUUGUUUUAAGUCGUUUUCUUUCUUUGAGUAAUGAGGGAGCUGCCAUUCUUGCCCUAGGGAUGCUGAAGUAGAAUGUGAACAGUUCUGUACACACAUUUUAGUCAACGGUCCAAAAAACCCUUUAUUUACAAUUAAUUAAAACUUUGGUGUGGAAACUAUUGGGCCGUAGGUGCUGGAACUGGGGGUGCAGCUGCACCCCCUGGCUUGAAGGGGUUUCUGUCAUACACAGGGUGCACAGUUUGGUUCAGUUUCUCUCAGCACCCCUGUAUUGGGGGUGUUUAUUCUCUGCCAGAUUAAACCAGCAAUAUUUAUUUAUAACGCUAUUGGAAAGGAGGAAUUCUCUUUACCUCACACACAGGUAAACCUGCAGUAGGUUUUAUUGCUUUGACUUGAGAAACCCUGUGUCUUUACUGAAGAGGAAAAGUGCUUUCUCAUAUGAUAAAGCAGGAUCAUCUUAAUUACAAUUUUUGACGGGAUUAUAUUUAGGCACAAUGAUUGUAACAAAACAUUAUAAAUAAAACAGUAACCAAAUCGGAAGGA
Messenger RNA from Caretta caretta (loggerhead turtle), 1795 nucleotides. RefSeq names its product poly(ADP-ribose) polymerase family member 16 (gene PARP16). NCBI's taxonomy places the organism in Eukaryota, Metazoa, Chordata, Testudines, Cheloniidae. Gene Ontology annotation, molecular function: NAD+ poly-ADP-ribosyltransferase activity. The record is from RefSeq and is a predicted model, not a curated record.